Molecule: messenger RNA, 3135 nt
Organism: Geosmithia morbida
Lineage: Eukaryota; Fungi; Ascomycota; Sordariomycetes; Hypocreales; Bionectriaceae
Exons: 3
Coding region: 1-3135 (1044 amino acids)
Source: RefSeq, a predicted model, not a curated record
AUGAAUGAUAUGGCGAACGUGUUGGCAAGAUCUGGGAUGGAAGCAGCGAUGGCGGCUAAUGGUGAUAUAGUCAUUGAGUUGACGAAACGUGGAGGAGGAGGAGGAGGUCUGGGGCUUGGAUGGAUUCUGGGCAUCGCCAUCGGAGGCGGAGUGCUCAUCUUCGUGGCGCUGGGCUUCCUUCUCGCCUGGAAGGUAAAGUCCCGGGGGACGCCGUGCACGACGAGAGUGUACGCCAAUGAUGCAGCAGGGGUUGUCGACACCGAAGGCGCUAUGAGCGGCAGCGUGGGACCGCUCACACCGUCGACAACGGUCCUGUCCAAGAGGUGGCUUCGCUCAGAGUCGACCUUUGGCCGGUUUUCGACAUCCCGCCUGUCCAUACCCAACAUGAUGCAGUGGCAGCCGCCGGUGCUGACCCCCCUCCCCACACACAAGAGCAGCCACACUUACGAGAGCAAUUCGAGGACGUUGGUUGCGGAUGAGAGCAACGGCGUCGGCACCAGCCGCAACGGUAGUCCCAACAAGAAGCGUCGUUCGUGGAAGAGCAGCGUGUUGAGCAGAGACAGCUGGGGACUUAUGAUGUCGGGGGCGCCUACUUUGGCCAACGCCCGGUCUGAUAUCGAGAUGGGCGAUGCCAAGGGCGUGAAGGAGAGCGAUACCGGCACCAUGGCCACGUCUGAAGACCAGCAUCAACCGAGGCAGCCCAAGGAAGUUCACAAGCCCAAUGUUCUCAAGAAGCGGAACAGUAACCCGGCUCUGAUGGCCAGCCAGACGCUACCGACGCUCCCGUCAACCGAAAAGCAAGAACAGCCGAUGGAAGACACACAGAACCGUGGCCGCUCCAGAAUCCCAGGAUAUAUCCGCAAGCAACAGCAACAGCAGGAGAAGCAACGACAGCUUCGCGAACAGCAACGGCUACUACAGGAGCAACAACAGGAGCUCCAGCAGCAGAAGCAAGAGCAGGAACAGGCCGACGAGUACCCCCAGGAUGACCUGGUCCGCGUCCAAGAGGAAUACAAGCAGGAGAUGGAGCGGAGGCGGCGGUGGUACGAGCAGCGUAUCAAGGCGUCUACCACUGAGUCCGAUCUGCGUGACAUCCUCGAGUUGACGGACCAGCGGCUCCGCAAGGGAACCAGCCGGUCCCCGGUCAAGAAGAGCAAGCCGACAACACCCCAGACGUCCCCGGAGAGGGCACCAGCAGAGUCGCCCUCCAAAACCCCUCGCAGCGCCGCGACGUUGGCAUCCUAUAAGACGCUGGGUCGCAUGACUCCCAGCCCCAGCAAGAUGAAUCUGCAAACGCUGCAGCAGCAGGCGAUGGGGACACCUACCAAGACACCCACCAAGACACCCACCAAGACGCCUACCAAGACGCCCACAUCCAACGUUAGCGCCGGAAGUGCAGCCACCAGCCUCAUACCAUCUCAGGAGACCCUGCAUGUGAUGGAGCCGGAGCAGCAGCGCGAGCCUCCGCCUCAGAUGAAUCUGCAGCAAAGCUCGGCGCCUCGCACGAGGAGCAUGUCACUUGAGAGCGACGAGUCGAGCUUUCUCUCCACGCUGUAUAGUGUGAGCGACCGUGACGACGAGGAGACCAUGGCCCGGGUGGAGAACUUCCAGACGCCGCCGAUCACCAUGGCUGACUACGACCCCUUCGUCGAGGCGCGCAACGAGCACCAGACGAACUGGCUGGCCGGAAAGCCGAGCUGGGAGAGGAGGCAGCAGCUCACGGGCCCGCGGCCGCUGAGGAGGACUCAGACGGUGGCAGCACCCAGCUUCGAUACGACGGCGGUGCCCGCCCCGCUGAGGACCAUCUCAGCGAACUCGAGGGUGAAUCGGGCUUCCGAUUGGGUGCCUGGCGAAAAGCCUAACGGCCCGAGGCUGUCGAUGGUGCUCCUCCAGCCGCCGCAGAAGACGGUGUCCGAGGACGUCAAACCCAAGACGAACCACAUGCUCGAUGUCAUGGACAGGAGGACCAGUGUGCCAAUGGCACCCUCGGGAACCAGCGUCACGUCCGAGUCUGCAUACACCGACGUUACUGUCAGCGAUACGUCAGCGGCAUCUGAUGAUACGCUCAAGGCCGAUGAUGACCGAGACGAUGAUGAGACUGGUGGAGUGCACUUGCCCGCUUUCUCGUCUGCGGUCACCCUCGCCACCCCUAUCAAUAACAAGGGCAGGAGGAUGAACGCCGAGGAUGACGACUGCAGCUUUUCAUCGUCUUCACCGCUGGACGAGAACCAAGUCCUCAAUAUCCUUAUGGAUGGCAACUCAUCCAAGCGCCAGCUUCCUAAGCUUCCUUCCGCAAUCCUUCUUAACAACGAUCUGGAGAACCUGGGAUUCGUGCCGAGGCCUAGACGCGCAUCGACAGGGUCAAGAUCGAGUUCCUCCUACGAGCAGCGCAACUCAUUUGACACCCUGGGCGAGGGCAUGCCUCGGGACGACUUCUCCGUCGUCGUCAAGGACGUGGAUGCCCGCCGUGCGACGACAACGGCGCUCAAUCCUAGCCAGGAUAACUCCAUCGGCAACACUAUCGCCGAGCUGCGUCGCAUGAACAGCGUGCUGAGCUCAUACAGUGUGACGUCCAUGACGUCGGCCGUCUUUGGCGAUAGUGGUCAGCUCAAUGAAUCGCCCACCCUGCCCACCCUGCGCGGAGGCGGUUUCUCCCCUGAGCAGGCCAAGAGCUCUAAGAGUGGAACGCGCAACUACCUCAAGAUCACCGGGUCGCAGAAGAAGGCCAAGGCGGGCGCCAUCGUGCCGUCUUCGUCGACCAUGCUCUAUAUCCCGGGAAUGAGGAAAGACAAGGUCGGCAGCAUCCAGCCGCCCAGGCAGCGUCUUCGUAAGCAGCCGCCGCGCGCGACCAUCCCCGUCAUGACCAAUCGCGUCGAUGAGGUCAAUGAGGAGCACACCGACCAUGGCAAGGAGAACGUGAUGCCCGGCCAGUCGAGGGCGGUGCAUUUCGACCUUGGCAGGGCGCCCGGCGUUUUGUCAUCCACAGCGUUGCUGCCUGAGCCGCCGGAGCCGCCCAAAAUGCCUGUCACUGGCCGUGAUAGCAUGGACAGUCUCGGCCUCUAUGACAAGGAUGGUUUCCUUAAGACAUCGCCUGAGAGAGAGGUCACCGCGCGCACUGGCAGGCUCAGGAUGUAA